GUGCUUCGACACAAUCAUCAGUCAUCACAAACACAAAACACGACCCAAAGCAAAGGAGUGAUCAGAUCGACAUGGCAGCCGCCACCAUGGCCCUCUCCUCCCGCGCACUUGCCGGCAAGCCGGCGACCAACGUCAGGGACAUGUUCGGCGAGGGCCGCAUCACCAUGCGCAAGACCGCAGCCAAGCCCAAGGUGGCGGCGUCUGAUAGCCCGUGGUAUGGCCCCGACCGCGUCUUGUACCUCGGCCCACUCUCCGGCGAGCCCCCGAGCUACCUGACCGGGGAGUUCCCUGGCGACUAUGGCUGGGACACCGCGGGGCUGUCCGCUGACCCGGAGACGUUUGCCAAGAACCGCGAGUUGGAGGUGAUCCACUGUCGCUGGGCCAUGCUGGGUGCGCUAGGCUGCGUGUUCCCGGAGCUCCUCGCCCGCAACGGCGUCAAGUUCGGCGAGGCCGUGUGGUUCAAGGCGGGCUCCCAGAUCUUUAGCGAGGGUGGGCUGGACUACCUUGGCAACUCAAGUCUGAUCCAUGCACAAAGCAUUUUGGCCAUCUGGGCGUGCCAGGUGGUGCUUAUGGGCGCCGUCGAGGGCUACCGUAUCGCCGGUGGGCCGCUCGGGGAGGUGAUCGACCCGCUGUACCCCGGCGGCAGCUUCGACCCACUAGGGCUCGCCGAUGACCCAGAGGCGUUUGCGGAGCUCAAGGUGAAGGAGAUCAAGAACGGCCGCCUUGCCAUGUUCUCCAUGUUCGGCUUCUUCGUGCAAGCUAUCGUCACUGGCAAGGGGCCCCUCGAGAACCUCGCUGACCACCUCGCCGACCCCGUGAACAACAACGCCUGGGCCUACGCCACCAACUUCGUCCCCGGCAAGUGAGAAGCGCCAGUGUGCCUCGUGUUCUGUGCACAUCCAUGCGCAUGUUACUAGAUGAAUCGAGCGGGAGGUCACAUGUACCGUAGACGUACGUAUUUAUAUGUACCGCAGGUUGUACAAGUACUCGUGAAGGGAUCUUAGGGAUCGCAGAUUGUACCGGUGGUGUAUUUGUAUGCAUGUUCUGGAACCUGAUCAAUGAAAUACGCAUGGUGUCGUAAAUUUGAAAUUGUUUA
This is a messenger RNA of Phragmites australis (common reed), 1096 nucleotides long. Its product is annotated as chlorophyll a-b binding protein of LHCII type 1-like. Gene Ontology annotation, cellular component: chloroplast envelope; chloroplast thylakoid membrane; plastoglobule. Gene Ontology annotation, biological process: photosynthesis, light harvesting in photosystem I; response to light stimulus. NCBI's taxonomy places the organism in Eukaryota, Viridiplantae, Streptophyta, Magnoliopsida, Poales, Poaceae. The record is from RefSeq and is a predicted model, not a curated record. Bases 72 to 866 code for a protein of 264 amino acids. The transcript has a single exon.